Drosophila yakuba is the source of this 882-nucleotide messenger RNA. RefSeq lists its product as uncharacterized. The transcript is spliced from 2 exons. NCBI's taxonomy places the organism in Eukaryota, Metazoa, Arthropoda, Insecta, Diptera, Drosophilidae. The record is from RefSeq and is a predicted model, not a curated record. The coding region runs from base 85 to 744 and encodes 219 amino acids.
UUCUUUGCAGCGCAGAUGGGUACCGAUUCAACUGCUCUUCAUUCUUGAAAGUUAUUGUGCCACUGCCAGUUGAUUUUUCACACAAUGCAACUGGUUUCUUGGAUUUACUUGUUGGCCCUUUCAUUGCCAGUGGUUAGAAGCGCGUAUGAGGUGGUCGGUCCUCCAGUUGGUCAGAAUGUUACAGAGUACAUGCAUGCUCGCCAGAAGCGACAUCAGUUGAUCUACAGGAAUGGGGGAACCAUCCGUUUGGUGGUGGGUCCCGUGCUGGCCACUCAGCUCGAGGAUCCCGUGGUGUGGCGCAGCAUGGUCUACUACUAUGUGUUGCAUUUCGGCGCAUUUACCCUGCCAUCAGCUCCACUUUACCCCUGGGACAAAUGGGAGACGAUAUAUGCCCGUUCGUUGCAGGAGAAGAUCAGGAGCUUGGAUGAGUCGCACGAGGACGACACACGGCUAUUUGUGUAUGCCAUCUUGGAAAACUACAUGGACCAAGUAAGUGGAUCGGUGGGCCGAGGUCGACACUGUUUGCUGCGGGGGAUCUGCGAAAAUGCCCAGGUGCAUCACCAUGUGGGUAUCAUGGCGGAGCUACUAAACGUUCUACUCACACCCGGUAAGACGCGUUUGGAUGUGUCCUACACGGAAGCUUUUGCGGCUGGCAAGGCUGGGAUUGAUUGCAUAGCUCACUACUCGGAUUGUCCAAGAGGUGAAAGUGUGUUGGAUGCCUAUGCUGUGGAUAUGGAUUAUUGAAAUUCCAGGAGCUUUGCGGGCAAAGUUUAAAUCUCAUAUAAUUGUUAAUCAAAAAUUGAUUUAAGUGAUCAGUUUACAACUGCAAUAAAUCCAGUUAAUUGAAUUUAUUGACUACCACUGAUAGCACUUUUCAGUAAG